This is a messenger RNA of Homalodisca vitripennis (glassy-winged sharpshooter), 906 nucleotides long. RefSeq names its product extensin-like. Bases 1 to 906 code for a protein of 301 amino acids. Lineage: Eukaryota; Metazoa; Arthropoda; Insecta; Hemiptera; Cicadellidae. The transcript has a single exon. The record is from RefSeq and is a predicted model, not a curated record.
AUGUUCAAAUUCUGCCCAUCACCGGAAUAUUUCUACAAGUACAGUCCACCUCACACUACCCCCUUUCUACAAGUACAGUCCACCUCGCACUACCCCCUUUCUACAAGUACAGUCCACCUCGCACUACCCCCUUUCUACAAGUACAGUCCACCUCACACUGCCCCCUUUCUACAAGUACAGUCCACCUCACACUACCCCCUUUCUACAAGUACAGUCCACCACGCACUACCCCCUUUCUACAAGUACAGUCCACCUCGCACUACCUCCUUUCUACAAGUACAGUCCGCCUUGCACUACCCCUUUCUUCAAGUACAGUCCGCUUUGCACUACCCCCUUUCUACAAGUACAGUCCACCUCGCACUACACCUUUCUACAAGUACAGUACACCUCACACUACCCUCUUUCAGCAAGUACAGUCCACCUCGCACUACACCCUUUUUACAGUUACAACCCGCUUUGAACUACCCCCUUUCUACAAGUGCAGUCCGCCUCACACUGCCCCCCUUUCUACAAGUACAGUCCGCCUCACACUGCCCCCUUUCUACAAGUACAGUCCGCCCUCACACUGCCCCCUUUCUACAAGUACAGUCCACCUACACUAUACCCCCUUACACUACCCCUUUCUACAAGGUCCACCUCGCACUACCUCCUUUCUACUCACACUCCCCCGCUCGCACUUCCUACAAGUACAGUCCACCUCGCACUACUCCCUUUCUACAAGUACAGUCCACCUCGCACUACCCCCUUCAUACAAGUACAGUCCGCCUCACACUGCCCCCUUUCUACAAGUACAGUCCACCUCGCACUACCCCCUUUCUACAAGUACAGUCCCGCCUCACACAGUGCCUCUACAAGUACAGUCCACCUCACUACCCCCUUUCUACAAGUACAGUCCACCUCGAAUAA